This is a messenger RNA of Teleopsis dalmanni, 2796 nucleotides long. It is a transcript of the gene alt, whose product is annotated as ribosome-binding protein 1. The coding region runs from base 22 to 2760 and encodes 912 amino acids. Gene Ontology annotation, cellular component: endoplasmic reticulum membrane. The transcript is spliced from 5 exons. The record is from RefSeq and is a predicted model, not a curated record. Lineage: Eukaryota; Metazoa; Arthropoda; Insecta; Diptera; Diopsidae.
UUCUUUACAAAGCAUGCAAAAAUGGACAUCCACAUAUUGACUGUUAUUGCAAUUGUUUUACUCGUUUCAAUCCUUUUGAUAUUCUUUACCUUCUUCGAUGUCCUUUAUUCUUUAUUCAUGCCUUCAACGGAGGCAAAGCCAAAAGUCAAAAAAGUUCAACAACAGAAAAAGGAUCAGAAACGAGAAAAGAAGCAACGUCAACGUGAUCAACACAAGGAUAAUGUUGAACAAGAUGAAUCCGAUGCACAUUCUGAACAACCAUCUGUUGAAGAAGAACCCCAGGGUCUCUCGAAAUUGCAUGUUGAAUUUGAGCCCGAACCAGAAGUUCUUACUUUUAAUGCAGAACAAUCUAGCAGGCGUGCUAGUAACUCGGAUAAAACAAAUACUAAACCGAAAUCUAAAAAAGAUAAAAAACAAGUCAAAUCUGGCAUCUUAGUCAAUAAAACUGAACCGGUUGCUGUCAAAACUCAUGCAGCCAUAGAGGAGCAAUUGAAUAACUUUGAACAGAAACCACCAAAGGAUGUACUCGAGCUUAAAAAGCAAGAGAAAAGUCAAAACAAUAAUAUUAUUAAAGAAGAUAGACAAGCUGUCAAAAAGGAGAAAACUAACAAGAAGGAAAAACAUAUUACAGAAAAGCCGACCACUGAACAGGCAGUGGAGUCUGCACCAAUUGUUGUUGCCAAAGAAGUUAAGCAACAAGAAGAAAAAACGCGUGUAGGUUCACCUAAAACCCAACAAACUGCUACAAAAAUAAAGCAAACCAAGAAACAACAAAAGGAGUCUUCAGCAAAUAAAGAAUUACUGCUAGCAUUGAAUAAAUUAUCUGACACCGACACUAUCGGUGUAUCGCUUUUGAUGAAUCUCUUCCGUCGUGCUGAACUCAAUCGCUCUGAAAUACAAAUAUUGAUUGACUACCUAUUAAAUAAACAACAAGAUAUGCCUUCGACACACUCUGAAUGGUCAGAUGAUAUAUGCCAAAAACUUAAACGGCAACUUGAAGAGAAGGAUCGUGCUUUGUCUGAACAGCAAGAAGCCUCCACUGGUUUGCAGGCCAAACUGCGUGAGAUACGCACAGAAAUCAACACAGAACGCGCUCAACUAAAUGCUACAGUCAAAGCAUAUACUGAUAAACUACAAAGCAAAGAGCAAGAGAUUGCUGCACUUAAUCAGGAACUACAAACUUUAAAUGAAAAAGUUACACUCGAACGUCAACAAUAUCAGGCCAAAUUGGUACAAGCAAAACAAGCUGGCUCCCAAGAUUUACUUACACAAUUGCAAAUGAUGCAAAAUGAGUUGGGACAUAAGGAUAAAAAUAUUGCUGAGUUAACAUGCAUGGUGAAUGCUUCACGUCAAGCAUUCGAAGAGUUACAACAGAAAAACGAUCUUAUACAGCAGCAGAGCCAACAAAUUAUAGCAUUGGAGCAGCAACGUGACGAACUUGAAGAAACCUCUAAUAAUCAGAUUUUCGAACUUGAGAAAAUAAAAACACUUGAGACCGAGAAUGCCGAAAGUAAAGUAGAGAUUUGUAAUUUACAAAAUGCUUUGGAAUCUGUUAAAGCCGAUUUGGCGCAGUCUAGUAAAGAUCUAGAAGAAGCAAAAUCAGAUUUAACUGAAACACUCAAUACUAAAUUAAAUGAAAAAGAAGUAGAAAUUCAAGCCAUCCAAGCUAAAAAUACUGAACUGGCUCAACAGCUCAGUAGCAAAACAACUGAACAAAGCUUGGAGCAGUCUGGCUUGGAGGAGAUAGUUGGUGCUUUAAAGGUAGAGUUAGCUGAAAAAGUGUCAGAGCUCAAGGGAUUAAGUGCCAAAAACUCAGAAUUAUCACAGAAGCUUGCUAGUGCAGGCGAAAAUACUCAAACUCAGCAACAACUAGUGUUGGAACUGCACAAACUUAUUGAAACAUUGAAGACUGAUGUUGCUGGCAAAAAUAAACGAUUGCAGGAUGCCGAGCAAAAUGUAUUGAAAGUUAGUAACCGCGAAAAGGAGCUGUUGCAACAGCUGAGUGAGCAGAAGGAGAAAAAUAAUGAUUUGCGUAUGAAAAACUGGAAGUUGGUUGAGGCUUUACAAAAUGCUGAAACAACAAUUAAAGACAAAAAUACUAUUUCAAGCGCAAAUGCGAAUUUAGUACAACAACAGCAACUUUUAGCUGCCACUACACAAAAACCCUCCGCCAAUUCUACAGAUUCUUCAUCAAAGGAUCAAAAACAAAUACGCGAAUUAUUCCAACGCUUGUACCCUGAAGCUGUUAAGGCAUCCGCAGCCUCAGCUCUAAGUACACCUUUCGAUCAAUGGAUUGAACAGGUCUUAACUACGCAUGUAAAACAAUCAAUAAGCAAAGCCAGUACCACCACAAGUAAUAGUAACAAAUCCACACAGUCCAACAGCACCAACAGCAAUAGCAAUCACAGUAAUUCUAUACAUAAUUCACACAAUAACAAUCUAACAAAUAGUGAAUUAGGAACAGUUAAUAAUAACAAUAAUGAAAACGAUAAUGAUAAUAGUAGAAUAAAUAAUAACAGCAGCUCAAGCAACUCAAGUAGUAGCGGUGAUAGCGCAGAAGUGCAAAAUUUGCAUAAACAAAAUGCUCAAUUGAGAUCACAAAUCGAUGAGUUAACAAAACUUGUCACAAAAACUAGCAACACAUUGUCAGAGUUGGAAGGACGUGCCCGCGAAACGGACGAACAUUGGCGCAGUAUAGUGCGCUCAAAGGAAGAGCAAAUUCUAGAGUUACAACAUUCAAACGGAGCCCAAGACAUUUAAUGUCGCAUAAUACGUAGUAGUAGCGGCGGAGCUAAC